Sorex araneus (European shrew) is the source of this 2931-nucleotide messenger RNA. RefSeq names its product poly(A) binding protein cytoplasmic 1 like 2B (gene PABPC1L2B). Gene Ontology annotation, cellular component: cytosol; nucleus; cytoplasmic stress granule. Gene Ontology annotation, molecular function: mRNA 3'-UTR binding; poly(A) binding; poly(U) RNA binding. Lineage: Eukaryota; Metazoa; Chordata; Mammalia; Eulipotyphla; Soricidae. The transcript has 2 exons. The record is from RefSeq and is a predicted model, not a curated record. The coding region runs from base 120 to 722 and encodes 200 amino acids.
CCACCCUGGCGGGGCCGGCGGCGGGGGGCGGCGCGCCGGACACUGCGGCGGCCCCCUCGGGGGAGGCGGGCGCGGCGGCGGCGGCCCGCGGGGGCCCCGAGGGGAGCCCCGACUUCCCCAUGGCCUCCCUGUACGUGGGCGACCUGCACCCCGACGUGACCGAGGCGAUGCUGUACGAGAAGUUCAGCCCCGCCGGGCCCAUCCUGUCCAUCCGCAUCUGCAGGGACAAGGUCACCCGCCGCUCGCUGGGCUACGCGUACGUCAACUACCAGCAGCCGCUGGACGCCCAGCGCGCCCUGGAGACCCUCAACUUCGAUGUCAUCAAGGGCCGGCCGGUGCGCAUCAUGUGGUCCCAGCGGGACCCGUCGCUCCGCAAGAGCGGCGUGGGCAACGUCUUCAUCAAGAACCUGGGCAAGACCAUCGACAACAAGGCGCUCUACAACAUCUUCUCGGCCUUCGGCAACAUCCUCUCCUGCAAGGUGGCCUGCGACGAGAAGGGGCCCAAGGGCUACGGGUUCGUGCACUUCCAGCGGCAGGAGUCCGCGGAGCGGGCCAUCGAUGCCAUGAACGGCAUGUUCCUCAACUACCGCAAGAUCUUCGUGGGCAGGUUCAAGUCGCACAAAGAGCGAGAGGCCGAGAGGGGCGCCUGGGCCAGGCAGUCCACCCGCGCGGCCGUCAAGGAGUUCGAGGAAGACACCGAUGAGGAGGCGGCCCUGCGAUGAGGGCGUCCCGGAGGGCUUCAAAAACGUCAUCUCCAGUGCCUGCAGAGUGUAGCUAUGGACCUCUAGAACAUUUCUGUGAUCAUUCCCACGUUGCUGGACGUUCAGGUGGUGCCUAGUUCUUUGCCUCUCUUCAGACCCAACACUCCAUACUCAAUCCUCUUUGUCAAGCCAAAUCUUUGCUAGCGUCCUGGGUGGUCUUUCCCAAUUGUGGACGACACAGGGUCCACGUAUGGACACUUCAAGACUUGUCCUGAGUAUUGCCAAUGAUCCUCAUCUUAACGCAUUGUACCGAUUUGCUUUCAUGCCGGCCAGUGUAGCUAGUAAAAAGGGUAUGCCCUGUUCCCCUAUAUGUUCUCCUGGUCACUGUACUUGAUGUGCCUCUGUGGGGGCUUGCGCAUUUGUGUGAGUGUGUGUGUGUGUGAGUGUGUGUGUGUGAGUGUGUUUGUGUGAGUAUGUGUGUGUGUCUUGGGCCAGCUUGAAGGGAUGAAAAUAUUUUUUCUGUCCUUGUUUGUUUUGUUGGAUGUAAAUACUGUUUAUCACCUCCUUCCCCUGUGAUCUCUUCCUAGCUUCUCCUUGGCCACUGUCAGAAAAAUAAUUCAGCUUCAUUGCAGAAAAAUAACACAAAGCAGACAAGUGAAUACAAAAGUAUUACUGUUGAUAAAUUGGUUCUAUUGAUCUCUAUAUUCCUUUAUCAUUUUUUCAUACACAAAAUAUUAAUGUCAUUAAUAAUUUUAAUUAUCACCCCUACAUUCCCUAAACAUUUAUAUCUCUACUUUGCACAGGAGUUUGUGUGAAGUAUCUGUGACACUUAAUGUACAAUCAUUUUAGUAUUUCCUUUCUUUACACAUGGAUGUAUAAUAUGGUAGAUAUAGAUGUAUAGAUAGAUAAUUCUUGUAUUUCAUUUCCUGUCAUUAAAUACUCUUACAAAAAUUUUAUGUCUGUUUAUUGUUGCAAUAGAUGGGAUAAAUAGAGGAAUAAAUAUAUGUAUACAUCUAUAUCUGCAUUUUGUUAUGUAUAUAUAUAGAGAGUAAUUUGUUUAUUACAUCCUCAAUGUUCUCUUUUUUCGUAUUUUCUUUUUUGUGUAUUUCUUAUUCAAUCCCAUUCUGCUAAUAAUAUUAUAUUCCACAAACCUUGUUCACUUUAACAUUUUUCUUGAGGAAACUUGCUAAAAGAACCAUUGAAGGUUCGAAUAAUCUGCAUUAUUCGAUAUUUGUUCUUUUAGUUUUUAAGUGAAUGGCUAUCUCUAAAUGUAGUUCCUCUUCAAGUACACAAAUAUUUUGAUCUGACCAAAAAAUCUAGAGUAAUUUUCUGCAAUUAAUAUUUUAAUAAUUUCUAUAAGUUUCCACUAUGUUUUGAUGGAAACUGUCUGAAUUUUUGUUAGUUUUGUGUAAAUUAUAUACUAUCAAUAUAGAUAUCCUUUUAACUAAUAAAGAAAUCUAAAUCACUUUAAUUCUAGAUGACAAAAUUUGAAACACAUGAAACAUGUUCAGGAGUAAAUAUGCCUUCAAAAUAUAAUAUGUGUUGUUUCAUCGUGAGAUACAUUACUGUGAUUAGUUACCCAAAUCUUUACAAUUUAUUAAGUAUUAUCAAAUUUUGUUUCCUUUAUUUUCCACUUUAUGGGUUACAAUUUCUAAAUCUCAGUUCUUUUAUGUAUGUUUAAUUCUUUACUGUAAUACGAUAAGGUCUAUGGCAAGCACUUUGUAACUGAAUAUUUUCCUGACAUAUGAAGCUGUUUAAAUGCCUUAUAUACCUUGCCAAUCUGUUGCCAGAUGCUUCUUCCAUAAAGCUUAUACUCAUCAGCAGUGUAGGAGAGUGUUUUUAUCCCUGGUCAUGUUCUCAAGUUAGUAUUUUUAAGCUGUGAGAAAUUGAAUAUACAUGUUUAGUUUUUCUUUCAUUUCAUUUUCAAAUGAAAUGAGGACAAAUAUAUUAAAUACACACAAUUUCUUUCAUAGAGAUUAUUUUAUGUUUUGUGAUCACUGCCUAUUUUUUGUAAAUUUUUUAACAAACAUAGGAUCACACUGAAUGUAUGUAAAAUUUCUUUGUCACUAUAAUGUAAAAUUAUCUAAAAUAUUUUGAUUUUUCAGUGUUCUCCCACAACUCAUUUGUUAUUGGAUAGGUAAAUCUGAAUUGUUUUAAAAGUGUUUCAUUACUUUCGACUUUAAAGUAUUUUCUAAAUUUUUCCCAUUAAACGCAAGUCUGUCUUAAAUAA